AUGGCAGGUGGCCCAGGGGGUCUUUUCGCCCAGUUCGCCCAAGGAUUUGGAGUUCCUAUGGGCGCUCGACUUAACCGACCAAAUCCUCGUUCGUAUAACGUGUACUUGAAGGCCUACAGUGUAGCGAUGCUUCCUGGCCGGGAGCGAGAGAAUCUCUCCUACGGAGGAAAGAUUAUCAUGCCUCCAUCAGCCCUUGCACAUUUGACUCACCUUGAUCUCGAGGGACCUUGGAUGUUUCAGCUCACAAAUGCGACCAAUCCAGCCGCAUCCACACAUGCAGGUGUACUCGAGUUUAUAGCUGAAGAGGGAAUAGUCCAUCUCCCUUACUGGAUGAUGAAGACGUUGCGUCUCAAUGAAGGCGACCCAAUUCGCAUAACUGGCGCUGAACUCCCGAAGGGCAAGUUCGUCAAGCUACAGGCGCAAUCUACGCAUUUCCUUGAAAUAUCAGAUCCAAAAGCCGUGCUUGAGCAAGCUUUGAGAAACUUCACUGCACUCACUCAAGGUGAUAUAAUUGAAAUAUAUUACAACUCAAUAAUCUUCGGCUUUCUUGUGAUGGAGGCGACACCCGGUGGAGGUGGCAUAAACGUGCUAGACACUGACCUAGAGGUCGAUUUUGCUCCCCCGGUCGGUUACGUAGAGCCUGAGCGUCCGAAACCUGCCCCGCCUUCCACUAUGGCAUCCAAAUUGAAGAUCGACCUCAAUUCAUCGAGUCCCGGUUCCUCACGACCGUCUUCAUCUCUAGGUGGUGGUUUUGUUGCUCCUGGUGGAACGGCUGUAAGCAAAGGUGGCGAUCAUUGGGAGAGUUUCAAGGGCAAGGGAGAAACUCUCGCUGGUCGGAAGACGAAAGGCAAGGGUAUCAGUCACCGGGGAGUCGAAGCAGUAGGGGGAGAUAGCAAGAUCAUCAGGACUGAUCAACAGAAGAUUAUCAACAACAGCUCCGCUGAAGCAGAUGUCAAGGUUCCCGCUGCACUCAAUCUUCCAUUCGGGAAACUGUUCUUUGGUUUUAAUGUCGUCCCAUACACCCCACCGGAACCCAAGACUCCUUCGUCUCCUAGUCCUUCAGCUCCCUCUUUCUCGGGUUCGGGCAAUACCCUCACGGGCCGGCCAGUUACAUCACCCCCAGGUGCAAAAGGAAAGGAAAAGGAGAAACCAUCUGCAAAGUCGCAACCAAGCGAGAAGGUUUGGGGCACCGGCAAUACGCUAGAUUCCUCUCGGUCCACCCACAUUCCACCAAGCUUCCGUGGGCGUGAUCUUGGUGGUUCUGGAGGUAGACCGCUUCCCCGACAAACGACGGCACAGUCGAAGCGACGCAGUCCGACGCCGGACUGGGGUGUAGACGAUGACGACAUGAUCGACAUCGACAGUGAUUGA
Suillus subalutaceus is the source of this 1371-nucleotide messenger RNA. Its product is annotated as UFD1-domain-containing protein. Lineage: Eukaryota; Fungi; Basidiomycota; Agaricomycetes; Boletales; Suillaceae. Gene Ontology annotation, molecular function: polyubiquitin modification-dependent protein binding. Gene Ontology annotation, cellular component: VCP-NPL4-UFD1 AAA ATPase complex. Bases 1 to 1371 code for a protein of 456 amino acids. The record is from RefSeq and is a predicted model, not a curated record. The transcript has 6 exons.